Molecule: messenger RNA, 759 nt
Organism: Rhincodon typus (whale shark)
Lineage: Eukaryota; Metazoa; Chordata; Chondrichthyes; Orectolobiformes; Rhincodontidae
Gene: pdcb
Product: phosducin b
Exons: 3
Coding region: 1-759 (252 amino acids)
Biological process (GO): regulation of G protein-coupled receptor signaling pathway
Source: RefSeq, a predicted model, not a curated record
AUGGAACAUGGACAAAGCUGGGAUGAAGAUGUGGAACCUGAUUCAAACUUUGAAAUGUCAGCUAUGAACACAGGUCCGAAAGGGGUAAUAAAUGAUUGGAGGAAGUUUAAGCUGGAGAGUGAAGACCAUGAAACCACUACUUCAAACAAAAGACAACUCCUUAGACAACUGUCAUCACCAUAUCGAUCUCUCAGUAAGGACAAAGACACAAGAGAGAAAUUUAAUCGUAAGAUGAGUGUGCAGGAAUAUGAAAUGAUCCAGGGCAAAGAAGAUGAGACCUGUCUUCGUAAGUACCGUCAGCAGUGUAUGCAGGAGAUGCACCAGCAGCUGAGCUUCGGGCCUCAUUUCGGAAUGGUCUGUGAUCUAGAGAACAGCGAGCAGUUUUUGGAAGCGAUUGAAAAAGAAUUGAAGAAAACAACCGUGAUGGUGAACAUUUAUGAAGAUGGAGUGAAGGGCUGUGAUUCUAUGAUUAAUUCCCUAACAUGCCUCGCUUUGGAAUACCCCUUGGUCAAGUUCUGUAAAAUAAAGGCCUCUAACACCGGGGCUAGUGACCGUUUCUCUGACCAUAUUCUCCCAGCGUUACUAGUGUACAAGGCAGGCGAGCUGAUUGGCAACUUCAUACAACUCACCGAGCAGCUGGGUGAAGAAUUCUUUGCAGUGGAUGUUGAAUCCUUUCUAAAUGAAUAUGGGCUUUUGCCAGAGAGGGAAUUCACUGCAUGCAAAAAUGGCAGUGAUCAUAGUGAUGUUGAUAUUGAGUAA